CUCAACAAUGAACAUUUGAUUCUUCAGGCUUUGCGUACAGCAAUAGUACGAAAGAAGUGGCAGAAGAAACGCUCUCUAUACUCCUUUUAACCCUCAAAAUGUACUUUCCCUGUUUUCAUACUCAGGAAACUAUCAGGGGCUUAGACAACUAUCCAGAUCAUCGUGCAAGGCGGAUAGAGGAGUCUCCUUUUCAACUUCUCACAGUAAGAAUUCUAAGAGCCAGAAAUAUCCAGAAGGCAGACAUACUUACUGAAUCCGAUUGCUAUGUAUGUUUAUGGCUGCCUACUGCUUCAAGUGAAAAGGUGCGGACAAUAACAAUUCCCAACUCAAAACAUCCAGUGUGGAAUCAAGCUUUUUGCUACAGGAUUGAUAGACGUGUCAAGAAUAUUCUACAUCUGAAACUCUGUGAUGAAGAUACAUUUACCAAAGAUGAUCACCUUUACACAGUCCUCUUUGAUAUUGCUAAACUGCAUCCCGGCCAAACUAGCCGUGUGAACUUCAAAUUGAAUGGAGAAACACAGGAAGAACUGGAUGUAGAGUUCUCAUUACAGUACAUUCCAGACUGUCCUGAAAACAUCGUCACAAAUGGAACAUUGGUGGCACGUGACAUUUCAUGUCUGGAAGUUACAGUGGAUUUUGAGAAGCUUAAGCAACAAUACACAAAAGGUGAUCUGAUACUCACAGUUCGAGGCUCUUAUGAGGAAGUGCAGAAGAUUCCACUGGAUCCUGACUCUACAAUUAAUAACCAAAUUGUUACUUAUUUUCACUGUAUGAAGAAUCACCAAUCAAAUCUGGAGGUCGUACUACCUAAGACACAGUGGUCAAAUCUGGUUCCAUUCAGAGAAAAUUCUGAAAGAGAUGCUACUGUGAUUUUGCCUUUAACUGAGCUCCCCAUAGAAGAGGAAAUAAUAUUAGGAGAGAACCAAGCUCUUAAUCUGCAAGUGCAGGAAAGUAAAUGGCCAAAAGACUUAGAUGUACGCAUAGAAUAUGACUUGUGUGCAGAGGAAAAGAGUUUCCUAAACAAGAGGAGGAAAUAUGUUCAUGCUAGUGUGAAGAAGGCUCUUCAGCUGCAGGAAGUACUGCAGGAUGAUGAGGUACCUGUGGUGGCAAUCAUGACAACAGGUGGUGGGACCAGGUCAUUCACAGCAAUGUACGGCAGCCUUCUGGGUUUGCAGAAACUGAAUUUGCUAGACUGCAUUACAUACAUCACAGGUUUAUCUGGCACAACAUGGACUAUGGGGAAAUUGUAUGAAGAUGCUUAUUGGUCACAAAAAUAUCUGGAAGAAACCAUUAGCGAGGCCCGGAAGCAAGUAGUCAAAUCCAAGUUUAAUUGCUUUUCCAUGGAUAAAUUGAAGUACUAUUAUAAUGAACUGAAACAAAGAACUGAAGAAGGACAUGACACUUCCUUUAUUGACCUCUGGGGGCUUGUCAUUGAGUCCAUGUUACAUGAUGAGAAAAACUGUCAUACCCUCUCAGAACAGCAAAUGGCUGUAAGUGAGGGGCAAAACCCCUUGCCCAUUUACUUGGCGGUCAACCUUAAAAACAAAUACAGUGCUCAAGAUUUUAGAGAGUGGUUGGAGUUCACUCCUUAUGAAGUGGGAAGCUUCAAGUAUGGAGCCUACAUUCGUUCAGAGGAUUUUGGUAGUGAAUACUUCAUGGGACGACUGAUGAAGAAGCUCCCAGAAUCACGAAUGUGCUUCAUGGAAGGUAUGUGGAGCAGUAUAUUUUCCUUGGAUUUUAUGUAUGUUUGGAGUUUGGCCAGUGACUCAGAAGAUUUCUGGUACAAGUGGACAAGAGACAGAGUACAUGACAUUGACACUGUGCUGGAUUCUCUUCCUGACAAGCUAAUGGAAACAGGAGCGCAUCCACUGUCUCUGGUGGAUACUGGGUUUUUCAUCAACACCAGCUACCCGCCCCUUCUGAUACCUCAGAGAAAAGUGGAUGUUAUACUACAUUUAAAUUACAGUGGGGGUGGCCAGACCUUGAAUCUGGACCAGUUUUCAGCAUAUGCCUCCAAACAGGGAAUCCCAUUUCCCCACAUUGAGUUAAGUGAGGAAGACAGGGAAAACCUGAAGGAGUGCUACGUGUUCAAAGAUGAAGACAAUGCAGCAGUUCCUAUAGUGCUCUUUUUCCCACUAACGAAUGAUACCUACAAAAAAUACGAAUCUCCAGGUGUGGAACGGAGCCCUGCAAAUAUGGCAGAGGGCAAUGUAGAUGUCUCCAGUAUUUUUUCCCCAUUUACUACAAGGGAGGUCAGUUUCUCAGAGAAGAACUUUAACAGAUUGGUGAACCUGACUGAAUACAACAUCCUGAACAAUGAGAAGAAGAUCCUUGACGCUUUGCGUUUGGCAGUGGAGCGAAGAAAACAACAGCGGCAGCCGCAGUGCUGCAAGUUUUCAGCUGCAUUUCUAAAUACUUCUGACUAGGGAGGGAGCAGUGAGACUUGCUCCUGAGCGA
Molecule: messenger RNA, 2457 nt
Organism: Varanus komodoensis (Komodo dragon)
Lineage: Eukaryota; Metazoa; Chordata; Lepidosauria; Squamata; Varanidae
Product: cytosolic phospholipase A2 epsilon-like
Exons: 20
Coding region: 99-2426 (775 amino acids)
Biological process (GO): glycerophospholipid catabolic process
Cellular component (GO): cytosol
Molecular function (GO): calcium ion binding; calcium-dependent phospholipid binding
Source: RefSeq, a predicted model, not a curated record